Messenger RNA from Tinamus guttatus (white-throated tinamou), 2142 nucleotides. NCBI's taxonomy places the organism in Eukaryota, Metazoa, Chordata, Aves, Tinamiformes, Tinamidae. The record is from RefSeq and is a predicted model, not a curated record.
AUGUACAUAGACCUAAUAUUAAGGCCACAGUACGGUGGCAAAUUCUGUCAAGGCUCAAGUCGUAUUUAUCAGCUUUGCAAUUACCAGCCCUGUCCACCAAACAGCCCGGACUUCCGAGCCCAGCAGUGUGCAGAAUACAACAGCAAACCCUUCCGGGGAUGGUUCUACAAGUGGAAGCCGUACACGAAGGUGGAAGAGGAAGACAGAUGUAAAUUGUACUGCACAGCUGAAGACUUUGACUUUUUCUUUGCAAUGUCCAGCAAAGUGAAGGAUGGAACGCUGUGUUCUCCAAACAAAUAUGAUGUUUGCAUUGAUGGAAUUUGUGAACAAGUAGGGUGUGAUCAUGGACUUGGUUCCAAAGCUGUAUUGGAUGCUUGUGGAGUUUGUAAAGGAGAUAAUUCAACAUGCAAGUUCUUUAAAGGCCAAUACUUGAUCCAGCACAAAGCUAAUGACUACUAUGCGGUGGUCACUAUUCCGGCAGGAGCGCGCAGCAUCCAGCUCCAGGAAAUGCAGAUCUCGAGCAGCUACCUUGCAGUGCGCAACCUCAGCAAGAAGUAUUAUCUAACGGGAGACUGGACAAUUGACUGGCCAGGAAAGUUCUCUUUUGCUGGAACCGUUUUUGAUUAUCAACGCUCUUUUAACCAUCCGGAGAGUCUAUAUGCAGCAGGACCGACUAAUGAGACGCUGGUCUUUGAAAUCCUGUUACAAGGCAAAAAUCCCGGGAUAGCUUGGGAAUACACCUUUUCCAAAAGCCCCCAGGAGAACAAGACUUCGGUGAGGCGACACAGCCACGCGUGGGUGACGGUGCAGUCCGCGUGCUCGGCCACCUGCGGCGGAGGACACAUUACAUCAAAAGCAGUUUGUUUAGAAGAUCAUCGUACGCAAGUUAAUUCUUCUUUUUGUGGGCCAAGGACAAAGCCUUUAACUGAAACAAAACUCUGCAAUACUAAUCCCUGCCCAGCAUACUGGUUGGCAGGAGAAUGGAGCGUGUGCAGCAAGUCUUGUGGAGGAGGGCAGCAAAGCCGUCUCCUUCAGUGUGUCCAGAAAAAGACUUUCCAAAGAGAGGAGGUGGUGGCCCAUUCCCUGUGUCCUGUGAGCACCCCUACCCAAGUGCAGGUGUGCAACAACCACGACUGCCCACCUGAGUGGAGCUCUGGACUGUGGUCUCAGUGCUCCAAGACUUGUGGGAGAGGUAUUAAGAAACGGGAUGUCUACUGCAAAAGUACCGGUUCUCCUAAGCAUAAAAUCUUGCCUGAGAGCAUGUGCAGCAAAGAGCAGAAACCCGAAUCCCAGCAGACCUGCGUGCUCGGACGGUGCCCCAAAAAUGACCGGCUCCAGUGGGCGGUUUCUUCUUGGAGUGAGUGUUCAGCUUCUUGUGGCCCAGGUGUGCAAAAGCGAGAACUGAAAUGUGGUGAGAAGAGCAUCCAUGGGAAACUGAUCACCUUUCCUCCAAGAAGGUGUAGAAACAUCAAGAAACCAAAUAUAGACUUGGAAGAAGCUUGCAACAAUGGGCCCUGUCCAGCACACUCCGUGUAUAACACGGUGUCUGGCUGGUAUUCCUCCCCUUGGCAGCAGUGUACAGUAACAUGUGGAGGGGGAGUGCAAACCCGGAGUGUGCAGUGUCUGCGCCAGGGGAGACCAGCAGCUGGGUGCUUGCCCCAUCAGAAACCAGCAAUCCUGAGAGCCUGCAACACAAACUUCUGCCCAGCUCCUGUCAAGAGAGAUGAUCCUUCUUGUGUGGAUUUCUUCACUUGGUGUCAUCUGGUACCCCAGCAUGGUGUCUGUAACCACAAAUUUUAUGGCAAGCAAUGUUGUAAAUCAUGCACGAAGAAGAACUGAUAGCAAAACAUUAUCUGAACCCUUCAGUGACAGGAGUCUCCUCUUCAAUUUAUGUUGGAAUUAACUUUGCUUUGAGGCAGGACAUGGUGCCGCAUAAACCACUGACAGAAGAGACAUAUUUUCUAAGGGAAUGUCUGAGGUACAGUAAUUGGUGGAUUAAUGUUGAAAAAGGAAUGUCUUAUUUUUUCUUUACUUGCUGACCUCACUAAAGUACAGGGUACUAUGGAUCACUUGAACACAGAGACACAAGGGGCCAGAAGUUCUUCCUUCUUUAGAAGUGUCAUUUUGCAUUGCCCUGUGUUA